CUCAAACGAUCAAGAAACAAAGGGGAAAACAUGUGCAAAUAUCGAGUCAUCACUAGAUAAUUUCCGAGCCAAAGAUUGUAGCUUUUUGAAUAUUGGAAAGCGAAAUAGGGAAACCUAGAAAUCCCUAUAGAAAAAUGCAGCAGUAAUAUCUCAACGAAAAUGGCAUGAAGGUAUGUGAAUGGAUUCUAGAGAAUGGCCCGUGGUUUGACUUCAAUAAUCUGUUAUAUCUUCGCCCAUGGACUCCGGAAAUUAGUUUUGAAGAUCUAGGGCGGAAGGCUCUGCCAAUCUGGGUGCAUCUUGAUACUGUUCCAUUGGAAUACAAUGAUUAUCAAGGUCUGAGUCAUAUUGCUAGCUGGAUUGGGGUUCCAUUGGGCGUUGAUCACACUACAAGGAUGGGGGAUAGACACGGGUUCGCAAAGGUACUGGUGGAGCUUACCGUUGAGAGUGAGUGCCCUAAUCAUGUGUUGCUCUGGCCAGAUGACGAUUCUUCACUGCGAAUUGGAAUUACCUAUUGCAAUUUGCCUCAUGUUUGUCAUAAAUAUCAUCUGUUUUGCAUUACUGGUGAGUGUGCUGCUCAUCAAGGUCAAAAGUGGGUUCCUAAGCAAGUAUCUCAGCAGGUCAAUUCAUUGGUCUCUAUUCCUAAGAAGGUGCAGAGUGAUAAGGUGGAAUCUCCAAAGAAAGUGCAGGAUCAAUUAGUGUUAAGUGGAAAGGGUAAGGAAGUAGUGAUAUAUAAUGCAGAUCCACAGUUAAAUGCUAUGAUUCCAGAGUUUACUCCAAAAGUGGAUACUCCUAUUCCUCUAAACUUAGAGAGAUCUUUCCAAGCUGUGGCCACUUCUCCAAAACUGCCUACUGAGGAUGAGUUUCAGCGGGUGGUGAAUGGGGCUAAGCCUCGUGUUUGGUCUCCUCAGCAGAGCCCAAAGCUUCAGAUUUCUACUUCCGCGUUCAGUGUGCUCAGUAAAUUGGAUGAAACAAGCACUAUUAAAGUACAAGAGGCUCCAAGAAAGAAAGAAGGUAAGAAAGAGGUUCAGAAGGGUGGGGGAAACCCUCUUCUUCCAAAUGAUUGUUUUGUUCUGGAAUGUGAGGGGGUUUAAUAAAACCUCUAAACAAAAGGACUUGAUGCAAGUCCUUCGAAGAAAUAGGGUAGAUGUUGUAGCUGUGUUGGAAACUAGAAUACAAAAAGAUAAGGCUGAAGAAACAGUGGAAGAAGUGUUUCAUGGUUGGGAGAAGGGUCUGAAUUUCGUUGAUUCUAAUCUAGGGCGUAUUUGGUUAUUUUGGGAUCCUGCUAUUAAACUUAGAGUACUCAAGCCAGGCAAGAAUUAUAUCCAUUGUUUGGUUGAAGACUUACAUAGAAGUAGUUUCUUUCUGACAGCCGUCUAUGCAGCGAAUGAUGAGGCAGAACGAAGAGAAACUUAUAGAGAUAUUGCAAAGUUGAAAGUAGAUGAUUAUCCAUGGGUUGUGGGGGUGACUUUAAUACAGUGCGUGUUCCAAGUGAAACAUCAAAUCUUAAGUGUUCAACUCAAAGUAUGAUAGAUUUUAAUGACUGGAUAGGGGCAAUGGAACUGCUGGAUUAUAGAACGACAGGGCCACAGUUUACUUGGACCAAUAGGCAACAAAAUAAUCCUAUUGCCAAGAAGCUAGAUAGAGCUCUAGUCAACAUCAAAUGGAUAGAAUCAUUCAAGGACUGUGCAAUGGAGGUUUUCCCAGUAGGGUUUACUGAUCACUGUGGAGUUCAAGUCAGUACUGCAGCUCCAGUUAAAUCUUUUCCGAAACCAUUCAAGUACUUUGAAUUUUGCGCUGAGCAUCCAUUAUUUUUGGAAGUGGUUGAAACGGCUUGGAGGAUAUAAAUGGAGGGUACUCCUCUGCAGAUAGUACAGGGCAAACUACGAGAAGUUAAAAAAGCUUUGAAAAGGUUAAAUAAAGAAGUCUAUGGGGAGUUGCAUAAACAGGUUGUGGAUGCCGAAGAGGAGUUCAAAAGGGCACAAGUGCAAGCUUUAUCUGAUCCUACUGCAUCGCAUUUUGAAGCAGUUAAGGUGAAUAAGCAACAAUUAGAUCAGCUAACUUUGGCAUAUGAAAGUUUUUGUUGGCAAAAUUCCAGAAUUUCAUUGUUGACAGUGGGAGAUAAGAGUUCUGCAUUUUUUCAUCAAGCUGUGAAGAUCAGAAACUCUAAAAGGGGAAUUAGAAAGAUAAUUACAGAGUCAGGGGAUGAGUUGACACAAUCAGAUCAGAUAAUAGAGGAAGCUAUCUCAUACUACAAAAAGUUAUUGGGUGAAGUAAAUCAGGAUAUCAAGCUAGUAAAGGAAGAUGUGGAGGAAUUAGUGCAACGUAAGCUGUCAGGGGCGGAUUGUUUGUUUUUGUACCGCUCUAUUACAACUGAAGAAGUAAGGGAAGCUGUGUUUGCUAUGAGUCCCCAAAAAGCUCCGGGGCCUGAUGGCUUUUCUACGGGGUUCUACAGGCGAACUUGGCACAUUAUUGGAGCUGACAUAAUAAAGGGAGUCCUGGAUUUCUUCCACACAGGUACUAUGCCUAGUGGUGUGAAUUCCACUGCUGUCUCAUUGCUUCCUAAGGUACAAAAUGCUGAUACUUUGAAGAAUUUUAGGCCAAUAUCUUGUGUGAAUAUACUGUAUAAGAUAGUAGCUAAAAUAUUAGCCAAGAUAAUAAGAGAAGUGUUGCCUAAGGUCAUUAGUGGAACUCAGUCUGCAUUCAUUAAAGGGAGAAACAUAAUGGAUAACAUUCUUUUGGCUCAAGAGCUGGUUAGUGGGUAUCAUAGGAAAGCUUUAUCCUCACGAUGUUCUAUUAUGGUUGAUAUUACGAAAUCGUUUGACUCGGUAAAUUAGACCUAUCUAUUUCUUAUGAUGAGUUCAAUGGGUUUUCCUGACCAGUUUAUGAAGUGGAUAAUGAGUUGUAUUCAAACAGCACAUUACAGUUUAAUGUGGAUGGCAGUCUAUGUGGCUUCUUUAGAGCAAGAAAGGGGGUCAGGCAGGGUGACCCACUGUCGCCUUACCUUUUCACUAUAGCCAUGGAGGGGCUUUCAACACUGUUAAUGAAAGCAGGACAAACAG
Linum trigynum is the source of this 3059-nucleotide messenger RNA. The record is from the annotation of a GenBank genome assembly. NCBI's taxonomy places the organism in Eukaryota, Viridiplantae, Streptophyta, Magnoliopsida, Malpighiales, Linaceae.